Molecule: messenger RNA, 2583 nt
Organism: Larimichthys crocea (large yellow croaker)
Lineage: Eukaryota; Metazoa; Chordata; Actinopteri; Sciaenidae
Gene: khsrp
Product: KH-type splicing regulatory protein
Exons: 18
Coding region: 165-2159 (664 amino acids)
Biological process (GO): regulation of DNA-templated transcription
Molecular function (GO): RNA binding
Source: RefSeq, a predicted model, not a curated record
UGAUUGGUUAUUUUAAGCAGGGAAGUUUGACGGCGUGGUAGGCAGCCUCGCUCACAUUGGUGUCUUCCGUGCGCUCCUGUUUAGCCUUCCCGCUUCUGCGCAGCACGACCCGGCCACAGCUAUUCAGCCUGCCCCCUGUGUCUAUUUGCCCCCUUGUGAGCAGCAUGUCUGAUUACGGCGCUCUGCCGACUAAUGGAGUCGGCGCUGGGAUGAAAAAAGACGCUUUUGCUGACGCCGUACAACGAGCCAGACAGAUUGCAGCUAAAAUCGGUGGAGACGGAGUUCCCUCAGUGAGCAACAACGGAGGUGCCGAGAGCUACCCAUUCGCAGCGCAGAAAAGAUCCCUGGAAGAAGCAGAUGAACCCGAUGCUAAGAAGGUAGCAUCACAGAGCGAAAUAGAUUCUGCAUUGUCUAUUGGGGCUCAACUGGCUGCCCUAUCGCAACAAAGUGUUAGGUCCUCUACGAUGACAGAAGAGUACAGGGUACCUGAUGGCAUGGUCGGUCUCAUCAUCGGCCGAGGAGGUGAACAGAUUAACAAAAUCCAGCAGGACUCUGGCUGCAAGGUCCAGAUUGCGCAUGACAGUGCCGGUCUUUCAGAAAGAAGUGUCUCCCUGACCGGGUCGCCAGACGCCGUACAGAGAGCCAAGGCACUUAUUGAUGACAUAGUGUCAAGAGGCCACGAGUCGACCAAUGGGCAGGCAGGUUCAAUGCAGGAGAUGAUCAUCCCUGCAGGCAAGGCCGGCCUUAUUAUAGGCAAAGGAGGAGAGACCAUCAAACAGCUACAGGAGCGGGCUGGAGUUAAAAUGAUUCUUAUUCAAGAUGGAUCCCAGCCACCCAACAUCGAUAAACCCCUGCGAAUCAUCGGAGACCCCUACAAAGUGCAGCAAGCGAAGGAGAUGGUUAAUGAGAUUCUACGAGACAGGGAUCACGCAGGUUUUGGAGACCGGAGUGAAUACGGAUCAAGGAUGGGAGGUGGAGGUGGAGGUGGAGGUGGAGGCGGCAUUGAGAUCGCUGUGCCUCGCCACUCUGUGGGAGUCGUAAUUGGCCGAAGUGGAGAGAUGAUCAAGAAGAUUCAGAGCGACGCCGGAGUGAAGAUACAGUUUAAACCAGAUGAUGGUACAGGCCCUGAUAAAAUAGCUCAUAUUAUGGGUCCACCAGACCAGUGUCAGCACGCUGCCUCAAUCAUUACUGACCUACUACAGAGCAUCCGUGCCCGAGAGGAGGGUGGACAGGGGGGCCCCUCAGGUCCCGGUUCAGGGAUGCCACCUGGUGGCCGAGGACGGGGUAGAGGCCAGGGGAACUGGGGUCCUCCAGGAGGAGAGAUGACCUUCUCCAUUCCUGCUCACAAAUGUGGGCUCGUCAUUGGCAGAGGAGGAGAGAAUGUCAAGUCCAUCAACCAACAGACCGGUGCGUUUGUGGAGAUCUCUCGUCAGCCACCGCCAAACGGUGAUCCAAACUUCAAACUGUUCACCAUCCGAGGGUCCCCGCAACAGAUCGACCACGCAAAGCAGCUUAUAGAGGAGAAGAUUGAGGCUCCGUUGUGUCCAGUGGGUGGUAGUCCUGGUCCAGGAGGCCCAGGUGGUCCAAUGGGUCCCUAUAAUCCCAACCCUUAUAAUGCAGGUCCUCCUGGUGGUGCUCCUCAUGGAGCUGCUCCUGGUGGCCCCCAGUUCUGUCCUCAGGGUUGGGGAAAUACUUACCAACAAUGGCAAGCCCCAGGUCCUCAUGACCCCAGUAAGGCAGCAGCGGCAGCAGCAGACCCCAAUGCAGCAUGGGCAGCCUACUAUGCACAGUACUACGGCCAACAACCAGGGGGUGCCAUGGCAGCCCAGGCUCCAGGAGGAGCUGCUGCAGCAGCAGCACCAGGGGACCAGGGUCAGGCACAGGCGUCUGGGGGCCAGCCGGACUACACUAAAGCUUGGGAGGAGUACUACAAGAAGAUGGGCAUGACCCAGCCAGCUGGAGGGGCAGCCGCCGCUCCUGGUGCAGCAACAGCUGCCACGGCAGCAGCGGCCGCAGGUGGAGGAGCUGCAGCUGGAGGUCAGCAGGACUACAGUGCAGCCUGGGCUGAGUACUACAGACAGCAGGCCGCCUACUAUGGACAGGGAGGGCAGGUGCCUGGACAGGCAGCUGCUCCACAGCAGGGACAACAGGCCCAGUAAACAGUCGGCUCAGACUGUCGGAUGGCUGCGAAGGCUCUCUGGACUUGUUUUGUUUUUCUAUCAAGACAUUUCCGUUUUGGCUUUAAUAAGACAAGACCAAGAUUUACUCAUCCACCCAGACAUUUUCUAUUCCAACCUUCUUGUUUGUUUUUUAAAGUCAGAAUUGAAGAAAGGAAAAAAGGGAACACAUUUUGCCCGUACGUUGAACAAAGCACUAAAUAACUACUUUUGGUUACGAUUCAGUUUUCAUCCCUUUUCACCUCACCCACACCUUGUUAUACAUCUGAUACUUUUUUUUUUCUUUUUUUUUAAAGAAAUGUGAAUAAGCAUCUUUUGCUUGAAAGCUAGCACAACAGGAUCUCAACACUGACUGACGUUUAAGUAGUUUUUCCACCAUCAGUUUCCUGAGGGUAAAAAAAAAAAA